AGUCGUUUGCCCGAUCGCUUGGUUUCAGUUACGAAUUGUCUCUGAUACGCGAAGUUUGGCACGGUGCGCAAUCGCAAUCGUUGUAGUUUUUUGUUGGUGUGAAGGAAGUGAAGGAAUUGCUAAAUCAUCUGGUUUUAUGUUUGUACACGGUCUGAAUAAUUUAUGCCGUCCACGAUUCUAAAGCCAGUGUGAGCACCACAUAAACGUCAACGUCUCCCGCAGCAUACCAACACCAAAAUCAGAUCACAGCUACGUGCAUAUUUAUACAUCCACAGUUUUUUUGUCAUACUCAUACAUAUAAUUGACUCACACCGGUCCAAAAAGAAUAUUCCCAGCGAGUCAUCUAUAUGUAAGAGUAUAAGUAAACAUAAACCAAACUUAGUGAAUAUAUAUACAAAUAAGCGAUAACAUCAGGCAAUAUGGCGGCCGUAGAGGUACGCAACGGAUACAAAUACUAUGGCAGUAAAUCAAAUCCCAAAAUUAUUCUCAACUACUUGAAUAUGAAUGUAAUGCGCGGUUCAAUAUAUGGUCUUCUUGGUGCUUCAGGCUGCGGCAAAACUACACUACUCUCCUGUUUAGUCGGUCAGCGCCAUCUUAAUAGCGGUGAAGUCUCAGUUCUGGGCAUGAAGCCUGGACAACCGGGCAGUGGCAUUCCAGGUUCACGUAUUGGCUAUAUGCCGCAGGAAAUCGCUCUUGUCGAUGAGAUGACAGUAAAAGAGACCAUUUUCUAUUUCGGACGUAUUUAUGGUUUGAAGGAAGAACAGAUUCGGGAGAAAUUCAAAAUAUUACGUUCACUAUUGCAAUUACCACCACCAAGGCAGCUUGUGAAGAACUGUAGCGGCGGCCAACAGCGACGAGUCUCAUUCGCAUGCGCCAUGAUACACGAACCAGAAUUACUGAUACUCGACGAACCGACAGUGGGCUUAGAUCCCAUGCUAAGGGAGAAAAUAUGGGACUUUCUUGUGGAGAGCACUAGGAAUAGCAAAAUGGCUGUGAUCAUUACUACACAUUAUAUAGAAGAGGCGAAAAAAGCCAAUUGCAUUGGCUUAAUGCGAAAUGGUGUACUAUUGGCGGAAGAUACUCCAAUAAAUAUAAUGAUAAAAUUUGAGUGCAACUCUAUUGAGGAUGCCUUUCUAAUAUUGAGCCAAAAACAAGGUGACUCGGACAUAGUGCAGCCCAACACGAUUAACACCUCCCAAUCGCCAGCAAUUAUGCAUUCUGUGGAAGUAAUAGACGCAACCUCGCCAGAACCCAACGACAUGUGCAAAAAGCUUCCAUUGGUCGAUGAAAACGACAACAAAACUCAACCAACUGAUCAAGGAGGUCAUUGUCGCGAGCAAGAAACCGAGAAUAGAAAGCGAAUAUUUUUCACGACGCGCGGCCGAAUUAAAGCUUUGAUGACAAAAAAUUUUGUGCAAUUAUUCCGACAGCCAUCUGGAAUAAUAUUUAUGCUGCUCUUCCCAUUAAUCCAGCUCACCUGCUUUUAUUUAGCCAUUGGCAAAACACCAACAAAUCUAAAACUCGGUAUCGUCAGUGGUGAAGUAAAUGAUUAUGCAACAUGUUUUGAUCAGAAUUUAAAGACUGUUUUUAAUCACAAUGACACGUGCGAAUUUAAAAAGAUAUCGUGUCGUUAUAUAAUCGAGUUGGGUGAUGACAUAGCUGAGAGAGUAUACUACAAAACAGAGGAAGAAGCUUAUAAUGCAGCUAAGCGAACUGAAGUCCUCGGUUAUAUCAUGUUCCCCAACAAUUUCUCCGAAUCAAUGAGAGUGCGAAUGGAGGAGGGGCGUUACGCGGAUAACGGUGCGGUGGAAAACUCCGAACUUAGUGUUCACAUUGAUAUGACAGAUCAACAGAUUGGAUACUUUAUUGAGCGCAAAUUACGUGAUAGUUUUGGUUCUUUUGUGAAAAACGUGUUAGCUGAAUGCAAUCUACCAGCUGGCUUGGGAAAUAUUCCUAUACAAUUUCAGGAACCCGUUUAUGGUUCAUUUGAUAUAGAAUUUCAGCAAUAUGUGGCGCCUGGUGUUGUCAUGACUAUGGUGUUCUUUUUGGCAACAUUGAUGACAGCAGCUGUCUUCAUUUCGGAGCGUAUGGACGGUGUGUGGGAUCGCACACUGGUGGCUGGAGUAUCCGCCAUGGAAAUGCUGUGGGCGCAUCUACUCACACAGCUCAUUAUAAUGGCAUUCCAAUCUUUUGAGGUUAUAAUGUAUAUUGGAUUGGUAUUUGAUACUUACAACAAAGGUGAUACAGCAACACUAAUUGGCCUAUUGACAAUGACAGCCUUUUGUGGAAUGCUCUUCGGUUUGCUCAUAUCGGUGUAUUGUAAAUCGCACACAGAAGCAAAUUUCGUGGCCACUGGUGCAUUUUAUCCAAUGAUAAUUCUUUGUGGACUGCUAUGGCCUCUGGAAGGAAUGCCGAAAUCUCUACAAGACAUUGUCUUAUUCUUUCCAUUUACGAUCCCAUCUAUAUCAGCACGAAACAUUAUAGAGAAAGGUUGGUCGAUUACAAAUUGGCAAGUGUACAAUGGAUUCAUAGUAAUGUCAGUAUGGAUAGUUAUAUUCUUUACACUCUGUAUGGUGGGCCUUAAACGUAAAACUUAAGCCGAUCUGGGAUUUGGCGCCAAAGAAGAAGUUGUAGUAUUAAAAUUUACAUAUAUAUAUACAUAUAUAGAAAUAGGUAAAAAUAAUGCAGGUGUUACAUGUCCAUAUACAGAUAAAUUUGUAAAAAUCCUAAUAUUAACAAUUUUAGCAAAAAAUGGCAUACCAUAUAAAUCCGCACCGAACUUUGCGUACGCCAUAUGCUUGCAAAUUUUAAAUACAUAUGUAUGUGCAAAUACACAUGUAAAUCGAUCAUUUAAAUUGUGAUCACGCAUACAUAUACACUCAUUUUCAUCAUGAACAUAACUUUCCUCCUUGUUAGAGAAUUUAUAAUAUUUUUGUAGUAUGUUAGAUACAAAGUAUGUGGUAGGGAAUGUACAGACGCAUAUGUACUAUAGACAUAAUCGCAUAGAGUUAACAACAUAUGUUUAUGUAUUUAUAUACUUAUGUAAGAAACGAAGUGUAUAUACUAUUGGGCAUAAAUAAGUAAAUAUUUAAUAAAUAUGAUUUUGCAUAAAGUAAA
Molecule: messenger RNA, 3117 nt
Organism: Bactrocera oleae (olive fruit fly)
Lineage: Eukaryota; Metazoa; Arthropoda; Insecta; Diptera; Tephritidae
Product: ABC transporter G family member 20
Cellular component (GO): membrane
Molecular function (GO): ATP binding; ATP hydrolysis activity; ABC-type transporter activity
Source: RefSeq, a predicted model, not a curated record